GUGACACCGCUACUGCUACUACUGUCAUGUCUUAUAGGAUGGCGAUGAAGACAUACACAUGUUCUUGUCCAAGCUCUUCCAUCAAGUAAGAGGCUUAUAACUACCCUCUUAUCAUCCAUGUAACUGUUAGCAACAGACCGGAGGAUCUUCAUUGUGUGUAAACUCUUAUGCAGCAUUAGAUGAAAAUGUUGUUGUCGACAUGUGUCUGCGCGUUGGUCAGUGUCUGUCUUUGUCUUCUAGGCACCUGAAAGAUGAUAUGCUUAGAUUCUUGUCGGAUGCUGUCGAGAGUCCAUCAAUUCGAUCUCUCUCUCUCUCUGGUUCCAUCCGUCAAACAUUUGAGUUCGAAUACCUGUUGAUACCCCGAUGCAAAGCCACAGUUUCCGUCCUUUUUCCCACGUGGCACCUUUACCGCGAUCUUGAAGGCGGUCUUUUGUUUUCCGCCCAAAAUGGGUUUGUAAAUUUUACAAAAGGCAAGAACAAGAACUCACCUGGAUGUAAGAACGUGAAGAAGAAGAAGCCUGUGAUUUUCACCGAAGAAGAAACGAUUGUUGUGACGAUGGAUGGAACUGAACAUGUGGGAUGAUAUAAUAAUCGGAUCUAUACGUAGUUGCCAGGCUUCAUUCUUUGAAAUACCUCACUUUCCUUACAAAAGUGUACACGUGUUCGGUCCGUCGCAUUUGUCGGGCUGGAUGAAACGGAAGGAUUUUCCGGUUUUGCUCUGAAACGGCGUCGCUUUGACCUUCCUCCGUCUGAAUAAACGAACGAGUCGACUCGCGAUUUGACCGGAGGUAACUUUCAAACAAAAUUUCAAAGUGAGAUGAGCGAAGCUACGACGAAUCUGACGCCGACGCAGCGGUACGCGGCGGGGGCAUUGUUCGCGAUCGCCGUCAACCAAGCGCAAAUCCCCCAGACGCAGCCGCUGGGGAGCCCAGUGGCCGACGAAGACGACGAAGGAGGCGGCGGCGAAAGUCGCCGGUCUGGUGAGCGAAGCAGCAGCGGCAGCAGCAACGAUUCUGUUUCCGAGGACCCUGGCCUCUGGGUACACGAGUGUUCGGGUCUCCUUCGACCCGUUUUCAGAGGUCUUCAUAUCGAUUCCUCAGCUUGGAAUGGUCUCGAGGAAACAGCUGGUUCUUCUCCAGCGAAGCAUCAUGUCGGUGCGUUCAUGAGGCUACUGUCCGAAGAAGCGAGUGAUGUUUCUUCGGAGAUGGCAGAGAAAGAGGAGGCUUUAGCUAAGGCUGUUGAUGCAAUGGUGCGAAGCAUGGAAAGUUCUGUAUCUGUGGAAUCUAAGAAGGAGAUUCGUAAGGGGUACGAAGAUGAAUGCCGUGAGAAAUAUGCAGUUCCCGAGGCACAAUCUAACUCUAAAGUUGUCGAUAAGGAUUCCAUCAGACAGCCAGUAACAGAGGCAGGUGUAAGUAGAGAUGACAGGCAGAAACCCGUCAGUCUGCCACAAACAGAAAACCUAGAUCCGGGCAUAAGUAUAGAUGAAGCCCACAAGCCUGGAGUCGUUGCAGAUGAGAAACCUGUGGAGGAAGUAACAUUGGUCAGAUAUCAAAGGAAGAUAAAUGUUCUUUACGAGCUUCUUUCAGCUUGUUUGGCUGAUAAACGUGAAGAGAAAAAGAAAAAGAAAUAUACCCGGCGUAGAAAAGGCUAUGAUGCUCGACAUCGUGUUGCUUUGCGUUUACUCGCGACCUGGUUUGACAUUGAGUGGAUAAACGUGGAAGCAAUCGAGACAAUGGUUGCAUGCUCUGCAAUGGCCAUACAAAAGGUUGAGGAAACAAAGGAAGACGAGUCUUUGUCUCCUCAGAGUAGAUGGGCUAAAUGGAAGCGUGGAGGCAUCAUUGGUGCUGCUGCUUUAACCGGGGGUACUUUGAUGGCCAUCACCGGUGGAUUGGCUGCUCCAGCCAUUGCUGCAGGGUUCGGUGCAUUGGCACCGACACUGGGCACUUUGGUACCUGUGAUUGGAGCCAGUGGGUUUGCAGCGGCUGCAAGUGCUGCUGGAACUGUUGCUGGUUCGGUUGCUGUUGCAGCAUCAUUUGGAGCUGCUGGAGCUGGGCUCACGGGGAGUAAGAUGGCAAGGAGAAUUGGAGACAUUGAUGAGUUUGAAUUUAAAGCUAUUGGAGAACAUCAUAACGAAGGACGAUUAGCGGUGGAAGUCUUGGUUUCUGGCUUUGUUUUCAAGGAAGAAGAUUUCGUAAGACCCUGGGAAGGAUUACAUGACAACUUGGAAAGGUACACGCUUCAGUGGGAGACUAAGAAUCUUGUAGCAGUGAGCACUGCAAUUCAGGAUUGGCUUACGUCAAGACUUGCAUUGGAAUUGAUGAAACAAGGUGCAAUGCACACUGUACUAAGCACUCUUUUAGCUGCACUGGCCUGGCCUGCAACUAUCCUUGUUGCUGCUGAUUUCAUAGAUAGCAAAUGGAGUGUCGCCAUUGACAGAUCAGACAAAGCAGGAAGACUUCUAGCUGAAGUGCUUUUGAAAGGAUUGCAGGGAAACAGACCUGUCACGCUCGUGGGUUACUCACUUGGUGCACGUGUUAUCUUCAAGUGCCUCCAGGCUCUGGCUGAGACAGAAGAAAACGCUGAAAUUGUGGAAAGAGUCGUUCUUCUCGGGGCGCCUAUUUCAAUCAAUAACGAAACGUGGCAGGAAGUGAGAAAGAUGGUGGCCGGAAGAUUCAUCAAUGUCUACGCCACAAAUGAUUGGACCCUCGGAGUUGCUUUUCGCGCAAGUCUGUUCUCUCAAGGAUUAGCUGGAAUUCAACCAAUCCGUCUCCCCGGGAUUGAGAAUGUGGAUGUGACGGAUACGGUGGAAGGUCACUCCUCUUACCUAUGGAAAACGCAGCAGAUUUUGGAGAGCCUCGAGCUCGACGCCUAUUAUCCCGUCUUCAACCUCUCUCCCUAAACCCUAAAACCCAAAAGCAAACCCUUCUCUCUCAGGUGCGUAUGAGUAUAUGACUCUGACAACUCAAGUCUCUUUGUCCACACUUGAGGGUCUAAACCCAAAAGAAUAAAAUCUUACUUUAAAUGGGUUUUCCGUCAUGUCUGGAACAGUAAUUCACUUUUGUGUCGGCAAACCCAAGUCGAUUCUUUAUCCGAAUCGGACAAGUCUGUAAAAAAAAAAAGAAGUAUUUGUUGUCAGUAAGUGUUGGAAUUUAUGAUGGAUUUGGCCAUA
Molecule: messenger RNA, 3169 nt
Organism: Tarenaya hassleriana
Lineage: Eukaryota; Viridiplantae; Streptophyta; Magnoliopsida; Brassicales; Cleomaceae
Product: transmembrane and coiled-coil domain-containing protein 4
Exons: 16
Coding region: 818-2899 (693 amino acids)
Source: RefSeq, a predicted model, not a curated record